Molecule: messenger RNA, 4910 nt
Organism: Zootoca vivipara (common lizard)
Lineage: Eukaryota; Metazoa; Chordata; Lepidosauria; Squamata; Lacertidae
Source: RefSeq, a predicted model, not a curated record
UACUGAUAUUACAAAAAAAUAGCAGUAAAACGGCCAUUGCUACCAAAUGGGCAAUAAUUCAUGGCCAAAUUAAAACAGCACCAGUUAAAUUCAUUCAGUUAUGUGAUGAAAAAAAUCCUGUAAAGACAGCUGGGCCAGAAUACUGGUACAUCUUUAGAAAGAGCCAGGCGUAGGAGACAGUUGCUACGUACAAGGAGUCGAAGUGCAGAUGCUGCCAGCUUUAAAUGAGGCAGCCUAGUGGGGCAGUGGUUAGUGAGGCAAUAGAUGUUUUCUUGGAAGCAAGCAACCUGAAGGCAAAGUUUUUCUUUUUUUGCGAGGGAGGAGGAAACAAACAAACCAUAAUCAAUAGUUUGCACCUAGUAUGAAACCAGUCUCUGGUUUGUUUCCACUCUAGUGUGUCAAGGUAAGGAGUACGUAGUGGAGAAGCAAAUCGGAGACAUUUGAGCAGUCUGCACCUACAUGCUUCUUAUCCAUAUUAAAAAUGUAAUGUGUGUGAACUAGGUUUGUAUGCCAACCAGUUCUGAAUUGCUGUUCUGGAAUGAAAUUGGAUUUCCUGUUGCAAUGUUUUCCCCUUAGACUUUUAUGGAUUACAAAGUAAUACAACAUGGCAAAACGUGAAGCUUUUCUACAGGCUGCUUUUAAUGGUGCCAACAAGGAGUUCUUGCAUUUUAUCCAACUUCACAAAGAUGCAGCAGAUCCAUUUGAUUUGAAUGAGUUGUUGCAAGAAUUAUCUAGGAAGCAGAAAGAAGCAUUGUGGGAGAAGUUAACACAGUGGUUGGCACACGUUUUAGUGGAAGACCCAAUAGAAGAAUGGCAGAGAGUUGGAGAAGACUGUGAUGAUAACUUGGAAAUUGAGACAGCUGCUAAAAGGGAAGAAACCACAGCUCUCAUCCAAGGUGUCGCCACUGUAAUUACUACUUCCAUACCCACAGUAGAUGAAAAUGUAAACUUCAAAGCUCUUUUAGAAUGUGCACUGAUAUUAAAUGGCAUUCUUUACACAUUACCUGACUCUGAAAAAUCUCUGCUGGGAGCCAUCCAGUGCCUUUGUGAGCAAUGGUGGGAGAAGGGACUUGAAGGAAAAGAACAUUUUGGGAAAAGUGCUUUCAUCAUGCUUCUGAAAAAGAGUCUUGAAAAGAAAAUUGUUGUGGGUAUGGAUAUAGUCCGUCUAUGGCAUCUUCACCGGGCUUUACUGUGUUUUGAUUAUGACUCAGAGGAGAGUAAUGAAGUGAAAGAUUUGUUACUCCGGUGCUUUAUGAGUAUUGGCCAUAUUAAAAAAGAAGAGGGGAGAAGAUUCCUGAGUUUUCUUUUCACAUGGAAUGUGAACUUCAUUAAAAUGAUACAUGGGACUGUUAAAAAUCAGCUGUUGUGUUUUCCUAGGUCUCUGAUAUCACACAUUGCUGAGGUUUAUUUCAGAGCCUGGAAGAAGGCUUCAGGGAAUGUACUGGAGGUGAUUGAACAUAGUUGCAUUCAGGAUUUCAUGCAUCAUGCAAUUCACCUCCCCAAGAAGUCUCCAUUAAACUCUAAAGUGCGAGAGUUGCUGAUCUAUUUCCACAAACAAAACAAAUGUCGUCAAGGAGUUGAAGAAGUUGUUUAUAGACUUUAUCAACCAAUUCUUUGGAGAGCAUUGAAGGCCAGAAACUCGGAAAUCCGAUCAAAUGCAGCAUUGCUAUUUAUGGAUGCAUUUCCAAUUAUUGAUCCAUCUUUUAAUAAAGAAGAUAUGGAAAAUGAAAUCCAAAGGCAAUUUGAUGAGCUCUUUACUCUCUUAGAAGAUCCUCAACCCCUAGUCCGCUCAACAGGUGUGCUUGGUGUUAGUAAAAUAGCAUUCAAAUAUUGGGAAAUUAUUCCUGCAAAUGUGCUUGCUGAUCUCUUGAAAACUCUAAUUGAAGAUCUUGCUUUUGAUGCAGCUUCAGCUGAUGUUCGAUGCUCUGUUUUUAAAUGCUUGCCUAUAAUUUUGGACAACGUACUAACCCACCCAUUAUUGGAACAGCUCCUGCCAGCCCUGAAAUACAAUCUCCAUGACAAUUCGGAGAAAGUUAGAGUGGCUUUCGUUGAUAUGUUGCUGAAAAUUAAGUCUGUCAAGGCUGCUAAGUUCUGGAAAAUCUGUCCUAUAGAGCAUCUCUUAACUCGCCUUGAGAUUGAUUCACGGCCUGUGUCCCGGCGCAUAGUAAAUCUCCUGUUCAGCUCUUUCAUGCCCAUCGAUCAACCGGAAGAAGUGUGGUGUGAGCGCUGUGUCACACUAAUCCAAAUGAACCCAGCAGCGGCUAGAAAGUUCUACCAGUAUGCUUAUGCGUACACCACCCCAACCAACAUAGCUAAAUUGAUGCUUACCAUUCAGAGCUGUUUGAACGCCUGUAUCCGGCAGGGAUUAAAAACUUCUGACAGUGACGAUGAAGACAGUGAGAAAGAGAACAUGAGUGUGACACAUAAUGUGAUGUCAGUUGAUGACAUACCUUCCAUGGCAGGCUUACUUGAAAUAAUUGUAAUUCUGUGGAGAAGCAUUCAGAAAGCACUUAAUCGCAACGAAAGAGCCAAAAACCAUAUUGUCCGAAAAUUUGCUUCUGUACUAUCUGAAUAUUUAAAAGUAUUUAAGGAUGAACGUUGUGUGUCACCAAUAAUUGUCCUUGCAUCUUUCAUGACUUCUGCUGCUAUUCCUACAUUCAGUUGUGGUGUGGUCUCUAAGCUGAAGAAUCUGGAAAAUGGUGCCACUGAAAACAAAUACUCUUCCCUGCUUGACUGUCUGUGUCGUUGGGGUAAAGUGGGACACAUUUUUGAAUUAAUCUAUGAUUGGAUAACUGCUGAGCCAGUCAGAAGAGAGAGUAACGGCACUUCUGAACGGCGAGUACGUAUCCAGGAGACACAUGAGUCGAAACCAGAAUUGGCGCUUGAUUAUAUGGAGUAUUUGCUGGCUCAUUACAUGAAUCGGGAUUGUCUCCUGUCACUCCCCAAAGAGAAGCUGGACCAUCUUUUGAAAGCUCUAGAAGCUGCAAAGGAUGUUCUAGGCUCUUCUAGUAGAGGAUCUGAUGCAAGACCUCCCUUUUACCCUGCAACUGCACAGAGAGCCUUCAGUCUGUAUUGCAGAUUAAAUAUACAUCUUCAAUAUAAGUUUGCCUCUGAAGGGCAGGAGUACCUGUCAGCUUUGGAGAAAGCAGGAGUUUGGAUAGAAAAUAGCAUUCUGCCUGCUUUUGAAAUAGAUGAAGAGGAAGGCAACAUAGAGCAGCUCAGUGAAACCUCUCAGCUGGUGGUUCAGAAUUACCUGACAGUUUGCAAAGAUGUUAUAGCUGUUGGCCUUGGUGAUUCAGAAUUUCAAGCACACCUCCUGAACUUGACCAUUGCCGUCAUACACACAGACAGAGGCUAUGUCUGCAUUCCAAUGAUACUUGGUAUCCUGAGAGAGGUGGUUGAAGCUUCUUUAGCCCAUAAUACUGAUAGCAGUGACUGGAAAGAGCUUCUUGACAAUGUUCAGAUGAUGUUCCAGAAGAUUCUAGAAUGCAUGGCACUGAGACUCAGAAGACAGCGUGAAGAAGGAAUCCAGUUCAUUCAUUCUGUUCAGGAGCCUCUUCGAGAAUUUGUACAUGUGGUUCAGAGUUGUGCUUUGACUUGCCCAGCUGUUCACCAUGGAAUCCUUUCUUCUCUGCUCGCUGCAACAGUAGUCGAGACAGGCUACACCUUGCAAAAAAAGGCGUCCACUCCAGAAGAGCUGAUUCAACCCAAGUCUUUUUCAGACCUCCCCCCACUUUCAAGCAUGUUGAUGGCAAUAGUGAACAAGUCAGCAAAUGUGGUCAGAUCUUUUCUAAAUGAGUUAACAGAGUCCAUUGAGUCUGAAGAAAUUGAAGGGAUUGUCAGCAUUGCAGCAACUGUGUACAUUGUUGCUUUAAUUAAAGCAGGUAAGCAUAGGCUAUCAUACAUAAAGGAUAUAGCAUCUGCCCUUCAGACGAAGUUAACAUCAUACAGCGAGAUUAUCAAGAAAGAUGGUAGCAGCAUGCAAAGAACCCUCUAUGAAACGGCUCUGCUUGUUUUGGAUGAAAUGAUAAGUCCUUGACCAUGUAACUAUUUAUAUAAACUAAGGAAACAGUGAAGAAGAUGAAUUACACCCCUUUCAGAGAGCCAAAUGACUUAACUGUGCAGUGUUUUGCCUUGAGUGGGAAAACCACACCACUUUGCUUUGUGCUUCCUUGUCACGGGACUGCUUCCAUAAGUAAUCUUUAAAGACAAAAUCAAAUUGUACAUUCAUUUUUGUAAGAAUUGUGAAGAAAUACUUUUAAAUGCUAAAAUAUUUAAAUGCUAAAAUAUUUUUGUACAAUGCUUUAAAUAUGGCUUAGAUCCUUGAGUUAUCUUUUGUAUAUAUUUAAAAAAGAGCUCUUUUGAAUGGCAUCCAGAUCUUUACAUUAAAUCACUAUGCAAACAUCGGUUGAUUCACAUGAGGCAUGCCUGAUCAGCACCAAAACCUUUCACACAAUGUAACUGUUAAGUAAGAAAUGUCUUAACUUAAUUUUUAAUAUGGUAUUUCACAUACCGUUAUUGAAUUCCGAGUAAAAAAGGUUUCUGUAAUAGGGUCUCCUCAGCUACUGCAUGCACACAGUCACAGGUUUACAUCUUCACAUGCCAGUGCAAAUAUUCCAUUUGUCUUAGUUGGCAAAUGGUACCUCUUCGUCUACAAUAGGAGUGGGGAACGUGUGGCUUUCCAGAUGAUGUUGGACACUUACUCCCAUUUAGCCGAACCAGCAUGGCCAAUGGUCAAAAAGUUGCCAUCCAACAACAUUUGGAGAGUCAUAGUUUUCCUAUCCCUGGUCUGUGGCCUUGUAGGCAGAAGCAGAUGCCAAUCUAGCAAAAGGACACCCACAAAGAAACAUCUCCCUUGUAGUCAUUCUAUUUCUCUUUUGCUGCACAUUCCAGCAGGCUUCUUAUGAGAC